Molecule: messenger RNA, 825 nt
Organism: Dendronephthya gigantea
Lineage: Eukaryota; Metazoa; Cnidaria; Anthozoa; Malacalcyonacea; Nephtheidae
Exons: 6
Coding region: 1-825 (274 amino acids)
Source: RefSeq, a predicted model, not a curated record
AUGUGCACAUCAUUCUUUUCAGCAACGAAAGAAACUGCAACUGAAGUUGGCAAUUUAAGAACAACGCAGGGGAUAAAAACAACAAUUCAAAGAAUAAACAACGCAAUUACUGAAAAUGCAAAGAAGAAGAUACGUAAGUCGACAGGAACAACAGAAAAAGGAGGACAGUUUGAUAUAUUAUCUAGUUUCGAACCAACCAAACAGGUACCUGUGGAGAUUCUUCAUACUAUCCUCCUUGGCCCUGUUAAGUACUUAGUAAAGAAAACGAUGAAAUGCUUCCCUGCUGCACAGAAGAAACUUGUUAAAGCCAAGAUGGAAGCGUUUGAUUUUUCCGCAUUCUCCCGACGUUUGCCAAGCAGUUUUGUCAAAAACUAUGCGUCUUGCGUUGGGAGAGACUUCAAGAUUUGGGCUCUGAUUGCUGUAUUCAUUCUCGAUGGAUUUAUCACAGAUGACAAACUUCAAGUCUGGUAUUAUCUCUGCGAGGCAUUUGCAAUGGCAUAUGGGUCAGAAGUGGAUGUUCAAGAUGGUGACAACAUAACCAACCUCGUGGAGCAAAUGAUAGAAUGCAUGAGUGAAGUCCAUCCAGAGAUGUUGCAGAAACAAAAGUUCCACAUGCUUCUUCACCUUCCUGACGAUAUUUUGAAUUUUGGUCCACCACUUGGCUUCUGCACUGAACGGUUUGAAGCUUUUAAUUCUGUUAUAAGACAGCUCAACAUAUAUUCAAAUUGUCAUGCAAGUAGCAAAGACAUUGGUGAGAAGUUUGUCAAGCAUCACAUCCUGAAGUUUUCGAUAAAUGGUGGACGUUGGGGCACUAACAACAAGUAA